AUGGCCCCGGACCCCAAACGGCGUAUCACCCUGCCGCCGCCUCAGUCCGAUGAGCGUCGCCCUCUACUCAGCAGACUGUACUCAGGACCCCGUGGUUCCAAUGAUGAGGCCGGCGACCAGGUCUACAGUUGCAUGACGAACCCGCACAGCCACCUGCCCGUCUACACCAAUAUUCAUCGUAUCCGAAGGGACAUCAUCAGCGUCGUCGAGGAUUACUUGAGCCUGGAGCAAUUGAGGGAUGUGAGGAUAAACGUCACCGUUAUUAGGCCACUGGUCGACAAGUUUUACGAGUUGGAUGAUAUCUCCAUCAGCACGUUAUCUUCCCCCUCUGUAUUCAUGUUUUACUGCUUGCUGGUCAACCGUGCUCAAUUUCUCCUCGAAGAGUCUUACUCCAGCACACGCCACAAUGUAAACUGGACACGCGCCACUCUGUGCGAACUCAUUGCUACCCGCAUCCUGCGCCGCUUCGGUGAGGACCAUGAGGGAACCGACGGGCUUCUCCUCCUGGCCCAUGUUCUUGUCGCUGGCUUUGAACCCUUUCAGAAUGCCCCAGACCAUAUUCGAGAAGAGGCCGAGGCCAAGACGUCGUGGACCUACCACCGAACCUUGCCGGCUCUCGAGGUUGCCAUUUUGACGGAAUCCAAGCACUUCCUCAGCUCCAGUACCUGCCACAACAUCAUCACAGCCAUCUAUGAGGGCCGCAUCAUUUACACUCCCUCCACCUUCUGGGACAUUAUUCCCGACCACUACAAGUUGAAACCUAUAUCCUUAUAUGACCCGCGAGAGUCGCCCUUGCUGAACCAGUAUCGCUUGAUUGUGCCGAGGAACAGAAACAUCCUUGAAUCCAUUCAGUUUGCCAUUCUUCUCGGGCUGUAUAUUGGUGUGAUGCUGGCAAGAGAGAAGAGCAAACUUACAGGUUUGGAGGCAGCAUUCGCUAUAUAUGCUUUUGGAUGGGGUUUGGAUCAGUUUGCCACAAUUUUGGCCCACGGCUGGGGCGUUUACACGCAAAACUUGUGGUCAUUCUUGGACGUUACUUUCAUCUUUAUUUACUUUAUCUAUCUCGUCCUUCGAAUACAUGGCUAUCGCGUCGGCAUGUCGGGACUGGGUGAGCAAGCCUUUGAUGUGCUGGCUCUUGCGGCCCCUGUAUUGGUGCCUCGACUGGCAUUCACAUUACUCUCGGAGAAUCUCAUCUUUUUAUGUUUGAGAUCUAUGAUGGCAGACUUUUUCUUUCUCACGGCAUUGUCGGCGUGGUGUUUUUUCGGGUUCCUGCUGAGUCUGUUGUGGCUAGGCGAGGGAGCUCAUCCGAUUGUCACGAUAUCAAAGUGGAUGAUUUACAUCUGGUUUGGACUAGAUGGCACCGGAAUACAACGAUCGACCGAGUUUCACUGGCUCCUCGGCCCAAGUCUAAUGGUGGCAUUCGCAUUUCUCGGAAACACCCUCUUCCUCACCAUCCUCGUCUCCAUGCUGUCAAACACCUUCAGCAACAUCUCCGCCAAUGCAACCGCAGAAAUCCAAUUCCGCCGAGCAGUCCUAACCCUCGAAGGCGUCAAAGCCGACGCCGUCUUCGCCUACCAACCGCCCUUCAACCUCCUGGCCGUCUUCUUCCUCCUGCCCCUCAAGUUUGUCGUCAGCCCCCGCUGGUUCCAUAAGAUACACGUCGCCACCGUCCGACUCGUCAACCUCCCGCUGCUCCUCAUCAUCGCCGUAGCCGAGCGCCGCCUCCUCUGGCCCUCCUCAGCAGCCAAACGCACCAUAUACCCCCGCGCCAGAAAAUGGUUCUGGCUCAAGUGGCAGCUCUCCGGCCAUAGCUACCUCCGCGCCGUGUUCCAAGUCCCGCCCCCGGAAGACGUCCACGAGGAUAUCGCCGUGGACGAUCACCUAACGCGACACCUGAUUCGGCGCCAGUUCACGAGGUCGACUACCGCCGAGGGAACGGUGCCUCAGCUUCGGAAGCCAUCGCGUAGGGACUCCAUGUUUCCGCACAAGAUGAGGGGCUCGUUCAACGGGGACGAGGGAAGCUCGGAGGCUAUGGCGGCAAAGAUGCAGUCUAUGCAGAAGACGUUGCAGAGGAUGGAGCUGCUGCUUUCAAAGGUGGUGUCGUUUGAUGAUGAGGUUAUUGCGGAUGCGUCGGAGGAUGAUGGGAUGGGCGAGAGUAGUACGUUGCGAGAGCCGACGGAGGGGUUUACCACGGAGUCGUCGUUUGCAGGGCAGCAAUAA
This is a messenger RNA of Pochonia chlamydosporia 170, 2217 nucleotides long. Its product is annotated as nonselective cation channel. The transcript has 5 exons. The record is from RefSeq and is a predicted model, not a curated record. Bases 1 to 2217 code for a protein of 738 amino acids. Lineage: Eukaryota; Fungi; Ascomycota; Sordariomycetes; Hypocreales; Clavicipitaceae.